AUGGGGAAGGAUUCGGUGCGCGAGAAAGACACCGCCGGCAACGUGGCGAUGACCAGCGGUGGCAGGAGAUCAGGCCGUCCGGUCAGUGCCUCACCGUACUCGGAAAACUAUCGGCCACCGAUCGACCUUUGCCAGCGGCAUCUGAUCAACCACAGGCUGAUGGUGUCGAAGCUGACACGGCGCGAGCUGGAAGACAAAUAUCUGAGCCUUUGCGACGAGAAUUACACCAUCAAGAAACGGUUCCUCGAGCAGGAAGAGUUGAUAAAGCGGCUAAAAACGAAGCUGACGCGUCUGUCGAACGAGAGCAACAAUCGAUCCAAAUCACGGCUCGAUAUGGCCUCGAGCGAACACUACAGCAGAUUGCACGACCUGGAACUACAGCGGCGGGAGCUUCACGAAAAAUUGGAAGCCCUUCGCCGUGCCACGUCUACCGAAGGACGACGGAUGGAAAGUGCUAGCAAGGCCAACAGUGCAAGGACAAGCGCUCAACGCCGUUCGAAGAGUGCACGUCCAGCGAAGGAACCGGAUGUGGCGGGUCGUCGAGAGUGCAAGUCUUCGUCACCGUCGAAUGAUGGGUACGACGAGGAGGAGGAAGCUCGUCACCAUCGUCCGGUUGGAGCGGGAGGUCGCCGGAACAGUACAGACGAUCGUACAGAGGACGAUGAUGAGGACAGUCCUGGCGAGAUGGCUCGUCGAAACAGCCAUCGUAAGUCGUACGGUGCGGACGAUGAAGAGGAGGAUGAUGAUGAUGACGAUGAGAAUGAUGAGCGAGCCGGUGCUGUGGAUGAGGAUCGGGAUGUACUGUCCGGUGGCAGUGAGGAUCUGCAUGGAAGCGAUCGACGAGGCUCGAGUAGAAUGGAAACCAAUGGACUCGUUGGAGGUACGAAGAUCUUAAACUCAAAGGAUCGCCGCCAACGUUCGGAACGAUCCAAACCGCGACAGGCGCAAUGUCCGGACUGUGAGCGUCAUCGAACGGAGCAACAAACACGCGAAACCGACCUCGUCAAAAUGAAGCUAAACAUCAAAUAUCUCCACAAGGAGCUGCAAAAUGAGAAGGAAAAAAGUUCGCUGCUUGCCCGCCAGCUGGAGGAGAAACUUUCGUACGAAAUUAUGAAGCGGAACGCGGCGGAAAACCUCGAAAUACUUAACCUUAACCGACAGGUGGAGGAUCUGGCAAAGGAACUGCAGCGACAGGUGGACGAGCAGAAGCGUUCGAUGGAGCACGAGAUGCGGAAGCAAGGUGAUCUUGAAGCCCAAAUACGCAAGGAGAAGGACAAAAACGUGUCCCUAUUUGAGGAAUGUGAACGUCUAAAGAAAAAUAUUGAAAAGCUCAAGGAAAACAUGUCCGAAGUGGAGAUUGAGCGCGAUUUUCUGAAGCGACAGCAAGAAAACUUUACUAAAAUCGUGGACGAAAACAAGUUGCUCAAGUACCAGCUGGACGAGCUGCGGAAACACAAUGAGGAGCUGCUGAAGCAGAUCGACACGCUGAAAGAGGAGGAACUCGUUACGAAGGCAUCGCAGCGUGAGUUGCUCGAAAAGCUGAAGACAUUGCAGCAGGACAACGAUACGCUGUCGGUAAUGCUGGAAGGUUUGCGCACCGAGAACGAACUGUUGGCCGAGGAGCGAACGCACCUGGAGCACAGUCUAAAGAGCUUAGAAGCAUCACCUAUCAAAGAGGUUCGCCCGGUAUCGCCGAUACGUCUAUCGGAAAAUGCGUCAGUACAGACGGAACGAGAAGAUAAAAUCGAUACGCAAGCUUCCAGCCUAGAAGCGAGUAAAGUGUUCCUUAAACAACCUGCACCCGUUGAGCGACGAGUGCCCGCCCGGGAUACGUUACCAAUGGCUCUAGGACCGCAUUCUCCCAGCCGUUCGUCAGUAGUCGCACGUAUGAGUCGCGAACGGCACGCUUACGAGACGGCAGAAGCUAUUCAGCUGUUGUCGCGACAGGUCAGCGUUAGCCAAAUGAUACCGAAGCUGUCCCAAAUUAUGGACAAUCGUACGGACGAACCUUCAAAGCCAAGUAACGUUGAGCUGCUGAUUGCGAAUAGUUACCCUGAACGGUUGGAGCAAUCAUUCCGCGAGAACGAACAAUUCUACGCCCUACAAAAUGCAGCACGUCGUAGAGAUACGGAUCGAGCAUCAACAAUAUCUACUGCAUCAGAAAAACGACGGAUCUCUUUCCGUGAUGGUACCUCCAACACCAAACAAUCGUCUGUGAAAGAUGGCGAACAUUCGAUGCAGGAAAAUUACGCCCGUUUCUUCAACAUACAACGUCUUCCGUCGAUGUGGCACAAAAUAGCGGAGAAUCCCGCCGGAACAGCUAGUGUCUCGAUACCGAAUCGAACAUUUAACACGAAACAAUCCAUCGCAGAUACGCUUACGAUCAAGAUACGGUCCGUACGGUGGCACGAAUCAGCCGUCGACCGUAUGCUAGCUGCCAAGGUGUCACUUUACUACGUCGAGUUUACCUUUCUCGAUCUUUACGGCCAUCGGCUGGAAACGCCCCAUUCGGCCAAGUUUGUGUCCCCGGACGGUGGCAUUCAGCUAGAGCAUACGUUCGAUUUUAACGUAACAAUCGAACUGGAUGCCAAACGAUACGCAGCACGAUGCGCACAGCUGAAGAAAAUGCUUCAUCCGGCAGGAAACGACGGCACGGUACGGUUUGUGGUGGUGAAUGAGGAUCGUACUGCCAGUGGAAAUCCGAGUGAGGAUAUAGGAUACGCUUCCGUUAAACUUCGCAGCGAGCUGCAGAAUGUAUUGAAACAGAACGUGUCGCAAAUGGAAAUCGUGACACCGAUUUAUGAUUUCGAGCACGAGCACGAUGAAUUAGGUGUGCUAACAGUUCAAUUUGAUAACAUCAAACCACUGCUGUCGAUGAUGGAACGAUAA
Messenger RNA from Anopheles maculipalpis, 2889 nucleotides. RefSeq names its product probable serine/threonine-protein kinase kinX. The transcript is spliced from 9 exons. Lineage: Eukaryota; Metazoa; Arthropoda; Insecta; Diptera; Culicidae. Gene Ontology annotation, cellular component: ciliary transition zone. The record is from RefSeq and is a predicted model, not a curated record. Gene Ontology annotation, biological process: non-motile cilium assembly. The coding region runs from base 1 to 2889 and encodes 962 amino acids.